AUGGGGCACUUUGGCGGGGUACUUCAACUCAUCCCCACGUUGUACCGUUGUCACUCUCUUUCACUCUCAACUUCUGCAGAGAUCAUUCCAGAACUAGUUCAUCGAUUUUCAUUCUUCCCUGUAUCUGAGAUGACGUUUCCAGCUGUCGGUCUAGGUACCUUUCAAGGUGAUGCCGGUAACAGAGGCGUCAAAGAGGCUGUUCUACAAGCACUGCGUUGCGGCUACAGGCACAUCGACACCGCCACUGCCUAUGGAAACGAAAUAGAGGUCGGUGAAGCCAUCAAGGAGAGCAGAAUACCUCGAGAAGAGAUCAUUGUUACCACCAAGCUAGCUCAGACGUGGCACCGUGUUUCCGACGUUGAGAGAGCACUCGACCUCAGCUUGGAGAGGCUUCAAUUGAACUAUGGUCUGUCUAUGCACCUGUAUUCUGCUUCAAGCUACUCAGUUCCCCAUGCAUACAGCCCUGGACCGGAUAACAACACAAUCCGUCAUCCUAAUGGAAAGCCCAUAAUUGACCACGAACUGUCAAGAGACUAUCCAUCGACAUGGGCAGCCAUGGAGAGCCUGGUCGAUAAAGGAAAAUUGAAAAUGAUUGGAGUCUCCAACUUCAAUAUCUUGAAGCUCGAGAGACUUCUCGGGUCAGCCAGGAUUCCUCCUGCAGUCAACCAGAUCGAACUUCACCCUUAUUUACCCCAAGUUGAGCUCGUGAGGUUCUGCAAAGCCAAUGGCAUUCACUUAGUGGCUCAUCAGCCACUCGGCGGCAAGCCAGUAGCAGCUGUCAACCCCAACGCAGACCGACCAGCCUCGAAACAUGAGCGUUCUCCGGCCCAAAUAAUACUAUCCUGGAUCGUCCAACAAGGUAUAUCUGUGAUUCCAAAGACAGUCCGACAAAGCAGAAUGGUAGAGAACCUCGACCUAAAACAGUUGCCAGAUAAGGACAUGGAAACAAUAUACGAUCUUUCGAAGAAGAAAGGAGAAGUCCGCUACCUCGAUCCGAAGAACCACAUUGGCUUCAAUAUUUUUGAUGAGCGACACGAUCAGCCAGUACAGGAGUGA
Aspergillus niger is the source of this 1056-nucleotide messenger RNA. RefSeq lists its product as uncharacterized. Gene Ontology annotation, molecular function: aldose reductase (NADPH) activity. Gene Ontology annotation, cellular component: cytosol. The record is from RefSeq and is a predicted model, not a curated record. Bases 1 to 1056 code for a protein of 351 amino acids. NCBI's taxonomy places the organism in Eukaryota, Fungi, Ascomycota, Eurotiomycetes, Eurotiales, Aspergillaceae. The transcript has 7 exons.